AUGAACUUGACGUGUAGACGCGCUCUACACGUCAAGUUUGCCCCUCGCUGUCGGUGGGAGCAGAAGCGGCUGCUGGUGAGCAGUGGGGCGAAUGUAAGCGUCGAGUGCGCAGUGGACGCUCACCCGCCCCCUACGCGCUUCUCCUGGAGCCUCAACACAAGUCAGGGCGUGACGAUCCUCAAGCCUGACGCCGCGGUUCGUACGUCAGGCGGCGUGUCUACCAUCACGCGUACGACACCUUCAGACCUACUGCAAGAAGAGCUGUUGUGUUGGGCGUCCAACGAAAUAGGCACGACCAGCAAGCCUUGUGUCACGCAACUUGUUGCUGCUGGUGAGGGAUAA
Molecule: messenger RNA, 342 nt
Organism: Hyalella azteca
Lineage: Eukaryota; Metazoa; Arthropoda; Malacostraca; Amphipoda; Hyalellidae
Exons: 3
Coding region: 1-342 (113 amino acids)
Source: RefSeq, a predicted model, not a curated record